Rhopilema esculentum is the source of this 3182-nucleotide messenger RNA. Its product is annotated as sodium-dependent phosphate transporter 1. Gene Ontology annotation, cellular component: membrane. Gene Ontology annotation, molecular function: phosphate transmembrane transporter activity. NCBI's taxonomy places the organism in Eukaryota, Metazoa, Cnidaria, Scyphozoa, Rhizostomeae, Rhizostomatidae. Gene Ontology annotation, biological process: phosphate ion transmembrane transport. The record is from RefSeq and is a predicted model, not a curated record.
UAUGCAAUCAAUUUUAGCGUGUUUUACGGUCAAUGCUGUCAGGGUCUAUGUGGUCUGAACAACGUGUUUCAUGUCGGAGGUUGCCACAGUCGCUCCUGUCCACUCCUGUAGCAGCUUUCGAAAUCGUGGAACAUACAAACGGAUAGAAAGAAAUCAAUCAUUCUUUCAGCUUCCACGACAAAAGUGGUGUUUGGCCUAUUUUCGUCAAACACUUCUCGGCCUACAAUACAGGGUGUAACUGGAGGAGUGUCCUGUGGUAGAACUACAAUCUAAGCUCUGAACUGCGCUGGUAUCGAAGAGUCAUUGAAGAAAUCAAAGCAAAAUGGAGCCUUACAAUGAAGAUUUGUUAUGGAUUGUAAUCGUCGGAUUCAUUAUCGCCUUCGUCCUUGCUUUUGGAAUUGGCGCCAACGAUGUAGCCAACUCUUUCGGCACUUCAGUUGGAUCGAAAGUCCUAAGUUUGAAACAAGCUUGCAUUAUCGCAAGCAUUUUUGAAGUUGCAGGAGCUGUCCUGAUAGGUGCAAGGGUUUCUGAUACAGUUCGCAAAGGAAUUAUUGACAUAACAUCAUUCAAUGAUACAAAGCCCCUUGCCAUGGUUGGUAGUUUCAGUGCAUUGGGUGGAACAAGUAUUUGGCUAUUGGUUGCAUCAUUUUUACGACUACCAAUUUCUGGAACUCACAGUGUGGUUGGUGCAACAAUUGGAUAUGCUUUGGUUGAGCAUGGCAUGAAUGGUGUACAUUGGAAAAAGUUUGGCCUAAUAGCUGCAUCUUGGGUGAUUUCUCCACUGAUGUCUGGUAUUGUCUCAAGUGUAAUUUUUGUGCUUAUUAGAGCCUUCAUUUUAAACAAGGCAAAUUCUUUUCAAGCUGGCUUGAAAUUCCUGCCAUUCAUAUAUGCAGUCACAGUUUCCAUCAAUUUGUUCUCAAUAUUUUACAAAGGAUCACACUUGCUGAAAUUUAACGAAAUACCAUUUUAUGGUGUGAUGAUACUCACAUUUGGAGGUGGCAUUCUGUUUGGAAUCCUUGUAAAGGCUUUUGUUGUGCCAUGGUUGGAGCGAAAAGUGCAGGAAGACUGCUGUGAAUCAGUGGAGGAAAUGGUGAAAUAUUCACCUACAAGUCAGGAACCUAAGAGUAUUGAAACCCAGCUUUCAAAAGUGGAUCCAGACAAAUACGAAACAGUUGUGAACUUCAAUGAUUCAGACGGAGUAAUUCAAUUGCUUCCAAACAAAGUCCCUUCUGAAAAAGUAGCAAAUGAAGACGUUGAAGGUUCUGUGCCAACUUGGAAGCAACAGAUUAAAGAUUAUAUAUUGGGAUCUAAAAGGCCUGAAGAAAUUUCUAAAAAAGAUGCAAUGAAAAUUGCCAGGGAAAUGAUUGCAGAUGACCCUAAAUCUGUUCGCCUGUUUUCUUUCUUGCAAGUUCUCACAGCCUCCUUUGGUGCAUUUGCUCAUGGUGGUAAUGAUGUUAGCAAUGCCAUUGGACCAUUGGUUUCAAUAUGGAUCAUAUAUCAAACUGGUGACAUUGUGACUAAAGUCCAAACGCCAAUUUGGAUUUUGGUUUAUGGUGGCGUAGGAAUUGUCAUUGGAUUAUGGGUUUGGGGGAGAAGAGUUAUUAAAACCAUGGGUGAAGAUCUUACUCCUAUCACCCCUUCAAGUGGUUUUGCCAUUGAGAUAGGAUCUGCAGUGACAGUUCUGUUAGCCUCGAAUCUUGGUAUACCAAUCAGUACAACUCACUGUAAAGUUGGUUCUGUGGUCAUGGUGGGACAAGUGAGGUCUAGAGAAGUUGUUGAUUGGGGUCUGUUCAGAAAUAUCAUCAUAUCAUGGAUAGUCACCAUUCCAGUUUCAGGUGGAUUAGCUGCUGCCAUGUAUGCUGGGUUUCGGGAGCUGUUUUAAAGAGUUGUUCAACCUGAAGGCCUAGAGUCCAAUUCAAUAACAAACAAUUAUGUAAAUGGAUAGCAUGGUUCUUUUGAAGAGACCCUAGUAUCUAGCUACAGAAAUGCCUAGGCAAGACCACUACUGGUUCCCAAAGACAGGCCCAAAACCUGACAUUGAAAGAUCCUGACAAUCCAAGAAAGGGUCUGGCACUCCAAAGAAAGGCCACAUAGAAAGGAGGCAAAGAAAGGUCUCAAUUGGGCCUUUUUAAUUUUUGUCUUCUCAUUGUAAUGUCUUGUCUGAUUUACUAUGACCAGGAUUUAAUCAUGCCCAUAAUAACAGCUUCUUGGGCAUUGUUUUAUUAUAAAGUUUUGAUGCAAAAUUCCAUGUAGAGAGCUGGAUUUGCUUGACAAAACUUUUCUGAGGUCUGAAAUAUAGUUCUGAUUUUGCAGUCCUUUGUAUAUUUGUGUUGUCUACAAUUAAUUCCUGUACAGUUGGGUUUGUGUUUCAAUGGGUAUUUUGUGGUUAAUUUAUAUUUCCCUUUUUCAAGUCUAAAAAUCAUAUUAAUACAUCAAUGUUUUCAUACCUGGCAAUAUUGUAGGCUUAGCCAGCAAAACAAUACUAACUAAUGUGUUCCUUUUAUAUACAAUUAUAUACCUGAGAACAAUGUUUUCCUUUCAACUCAAAAAGAAUAACACUUUGUAACAGUGUUUUGAAAUUUUUAAACAUACCUCUUGUUGAUGUUAUAUUUAUUGUAAAAAUUUAGUAUUUACCUGUGAUUGCUGUAGCCAUGAUUGGCCAGUGAUGGAGUCCUAUACCAAAUAAUCUAGUUGAGUAAGUAACGUAUUUAUCUUUUGUCAUACUGCUUGUCUUUAUUUAAUCAUUAGUAUUUUGUUAACAACAAGCAGCAAGGUUGCUUCACUUGCAUUUGGCUAGUGUCGAAAUCCUUUCAUAGUCUGUGGGAAGCCUAAUUUCUAUUCACUGUAGACCACUAGUAAAGAAAAUUUUGGUUUGAAUGGCUGUUUCAAACCUAGGUAUUUAACUAUCCUUUAUUGUCAACCUAUUUUUUAUUACUCAUAGGGGAAACAUAAUUACGGGAAGUAAAUAUUGUACUGUGUGUGUCUGUUUUGUUUAAUUGUUUUUAAACGUUCCUUUAAAUUGUUUACUUUCCUCAUAUUUAUGGACAUGUUGGGGAUAUUACUGAGCCUUGUAAAAUAAAGAAUCAUUUCUCCUUUAGAGGUUGUGAGGAAUGGCAUAUUUUGAAGUCAAUUAUUGUCAGCUUUUCUAUCGAUUAUGACGAUCUAGAAAUGAAGCGAUCAAA